Messenger RNA from Nymphalis io (European peacock), 2240 nucleotides. RefSeq names its product venom carboxylesterase-6-like (gene ie1). NCBI's taxonomy places the organism in Eukaryota, Metazoa, Arthropoda, Insecta, Lepidoptera, Nymphalidae. The record is from RefSeq and is a predicted model, not a curated record. The coding region runs from base 32 to 1774 and encodes 580 amino acids. The transcript is spliced from 11 exons.
AUUUUCCUGUCAGUAGAUUUUCGUCCGCAAGAUGAAGACGUUGUUUAAUGUGUUGCUCCUUGCGAUGCUCGCGUACUGCCAUUCCCAUCGGAACCGCGAACACGACCACAACCAUGAGCACGACCACGGCUACGGCCAUGGUCACCACCACGACCACGAUCACGAUCAUGGACCCGACACAGUGCCUCCCAUCACAAAAACCGCGUGGGCCGAGUUCCGCGGUGGAUACAAUGUGACGCGUCUCGGACGACGUUUCGAGACGUACCGCGGGAUACGCUACGCCGAACCGCCGGUCGGGGAGCUGAGGUUCCAGCCACCGAAACUGAUAUUGGAGUACAAGAAACCGGUGGACGCGAGUGAAGACGGUCCCGCGUGUCCGCAGCCCGCGCCGCCAGGCUACUACGUGGACGAAGACUGCCUGACCGUUAACGUCUACACCCCGCUUAAGAAGGAUAGGAAGGAACCUCUGCCGGUGAUAUUUUUCAUUCACGCGGGUGGAUUUUACUCCAUGUCUGGAAGAAGCGACUUGGCAGGGCCCCAUUACCUUCUCGAUAGAGAUAUAGUUCUUGUCACCAUUAACUACAGACUUGGCUCGCUCGGAUUCCUAAGCACAGGCGAUGAUCUGGCUCCUGGUAACAAUGGAUACAAAGACCAGGUGGCAGCGCUGAAGUGGGUCCAACACAACAUUGCAGCGUUCGGCGGAGACCCUGCAAGCGUCACCAUAACUGGCUGCAGCGCUGGAUCUUUCAGCGUCAUGUUGCAUAUGAUCUCCCCUAUGUCUAAAGGUCUUUUCCAUAAAGGAAUUUCCAUGAGCGGCUCUCCCAUCAAUAUUCGACCCACUCCGGAUAAUAUGUAUUCUUUGGCUGAGAAACAAGCAGAGCUGUUUAACUGUCCCACUACCAACUCUAAAGCUAUCAUCGACUGUUUGAAGACAAAGUCGUGGAGGGAUCUUGGAAACUCACUACUCGGCUUUUAUGAAUUUGGCUUCGAUCCAGUGGGCAUAUGGAUGCCAGUCGUGGAGAAGGAUUUUGGACAGGAGAGGUUCUUACCCAUCGAUCCAGUUAAAGCUAUCAAAGAAGGAAAAAUGCACGCUGUGCCUUACAUUGUCAGCCAGACUCGGGAUGAGUUCUUCUGGAUGGCUUACACGGUGCUCCGAAACCAAACUCUAUUGGACAGAAUGAACUCCGAGUGGGAGUCCAUAGCGCCCGUGUCCUUUAUGUUGCCACGUGACACCGACACGCCGAGCGCGACGCACGUGCUGCGGACCGCCUACUUGCACGACAAGCCGCUGCGGAACGACGAGGAGAGCGCUAAGAACCUGGGACUACUGUAUCAGGACUCCAUCGAGAGUUUUCCUGUUCACAGAUUGGUGAACUUAAUGUGCCGGCACUCGCCACACCCCGUGUGGUACUACGAGUUUGCAUACAUCGGGAACCACAGCCACUACGAGGACCCUGUCACGAAGAAACCGACAGGCGCGGCGCACCACGAUGACCUCAUCUACCUGUUCACGCUGAGCUACCGCUUUCCCGCCGUGGGCGCGGAAGGCGAUGACGCGCGCACCGUCGACCGGAUGACCGCGCUAUGGCACAACUUCGCUCAGCACGGCGACCCGAACUAUGGGGACCUACCGGAACUAGAGGGAACAGAGUGGCCGCGCGUCCUUCCCGAUGACCGCAACUAUUUGCGCAUCGCCAGAGAUCUCAGUGUGCACAAAAACUUAAAGGAGGACCGGAUUAAGAUCUGGGAGGAACUUUAUCCUCUAACUUAUUAACAAGUGAUUCGCAUAUUUUGUUAUUCAUUUUUUUAUAGAAUAGGAAGGCGGACGAGCAUAAGGGCCACCUGAUGGUAAGUGGUCACCAACGCCCUUAUACAUUGGCAUUGUAAGAAAUGUUAACCAUCGCUUACAUAGCCAAUGCGCCACCAACCUUGGGAACUAAGAUUUUAUGUCCCUUGUGCCUGUAAUUAAACUGGCUCACUCACCCUUCAAACUGGAACACAACAACACCAAGUACUGCUGUUUUGCGGUAGAAUAUCUGAUGAGUUCGUAGUACCUACCCAGACGAGCUUGCACAAAGCCCUACCACCAGUAAAUUGUAUUAUAUGAUUACGUUCUUCAGUGCUUCUAGUAGCUUACACACUGCUGAUUGCAGAUUUUUGACAGUCAAAUGCGUGAUAGUUAUCGUCCAUAUAAUGUAUGCGUUAAAGGUGUUAUAAAUAAAUAAAUAUUUUAAAUACCA